GGGAGCGAUGGCACACGUCAAGCUCGGAAAGUCGGAAAACGAGACAGUGUCACACGCGUUGGGGACGCAGCCAAAGCGAGCGGGGGUAUUCACUGCUCCGCGCUAUCUCCGAGUAUUUCGUAAAAAUUGUAACCACCCGCGUACAAUAAUCACGUCGAUCUCCAAUCAAUCUACCGUUCUUAUCAGAAGAAAAAGGAAUUACUUCAGAAUGGACGAUAUCCGUAUCAUCGCUGAUGGCUGCAUCAGCUGGUCACUGAAGAAACGCACGUAUCCGACGCCAUAACAACAACAACAGUGCAGUCGCAGCAGCUCUCACUUCUCUGCUUGUCAGUCUUCCAUAAGACGGAUCUACUCUACACGAUACGGCCGACUUUGCCUCCAAAGCCACGUUAGUGAAACUCUGCUGUUGCCCUGAUGCCAUGUGACACGCGAAGAGAGGGAGGCCAUGACCGAAGUGCGUUGUGAAAACAAAAGAAAUAUAUCGCGCGAAGCGUAAAGAUAAUUGCUGAUCUUCAAUAAUGGCGUCCAAUAACAUGUGGAGUCCACUGCCCCAGAGAAAUAACGGUUACAACAAAAAGAAUAGAGAAAACCAGACAAAGCUAAUCAAUACAUUAAUGGAGAUGUUCGGCACGGCCUUCGAGUCCGACAUCAUAGCGUCUGUUGCUCAAACGUGUAAUUGGAAACUGCAACCAUCGAUUGAAACCCUGUUAUCACUCACCUCGACCGCGAGUCCCGAAUCCAGCAAUAACGAUAAUCUACAAGCCUACGACCUUUGGGCUAUUGAUCCUUAUGCCAUGACUGAGGAAGCCCAACCGAUCUUCGAUUCGGCCUCGUCGGAACAUCAAGUCGACAUCAAACCUGCAACUGAACCGAAAGUCGAAACUGCCUCUCUCUGCGGUCUUAAAGUGGAGUACCGGCCCAAGGGCAUGGAAAACAACUCGGACGACGAUGCGGACGUCGUUAUUGAGGAGGAGUCGAGCGAUUACCGUAUUGGCACUCUAGAACCUGUUCAGCGCUCUGUUAACGUCUGCCAGUUCCUAGAGACACCAUCUGUCCAGUGUCCACCCAGGAACACUUUGACCAAGGUCAAUUACAUCAACACUGCCUCGCCAUCACGUAGUCCAGCUAGAAAUAGUAAUAAUAAUAAUAAUAACAACGACAAUAACAGUCCAGCGGCUCAAGCUCGCAUCGAGUCGUAUAUUCUCAAGGGCUAUAAGGUACUGGUUCUGAUGCGGGGCUGCCCUGGAAGCGGCAAGUCGUAUCUUGCUCGAGAUAUCGUGACCAGGACAUGCGGCCAAGGAAGUGAUUAUUCCAACUUCAUUUUUAGCGCCGAUGACUAUUUUGCCAUUACUAAUAGGGGCGUGUAUGUGUUCGAUGCUUCGAAGCUUCAAGACGCGCAUGCUUACAAUCAGAAUCGCGUACUUAAUGCUGCGAGGCAGGGCUGGAGUCCCAUUAUCGUCGAUAAUACUAAUACGCAGGCCUGGGAGAUGCAGCACUACAUAAAUAUGGGGGUGGAAAACGGCUACAUAGUGGAGACCUUAGAGCCAAACACACCGUGGUUUCGAAAUGCAAAUGAGUUGGAACGACGCAACAAACACCACGUUCCUAAGCCAAAAAUUCGCGCGAUGCUUGAGCGCUACGAGCCAGGCCUCAGCGGUGAGAGGCUUCUCAGGAUGUUCAAGCUCACCUAUAAGACCGCUAACCAGCCUCCUCAACUACGGAAGUUACCAGCUCUUCCACAGCUGGAGCCACAACAACAGCAGCAGGUAGCUGCGACACCGCGGCGACAGCCACGUACGCCCAAGACCUCGGUUGAAGACAUGUCACAGGUUUGUGAUGCUCUGAGUUUAAUAGCCAAGGAGUACUCGAACUUAGAGACAGUAGCAAUGCCCCCGAGAAGUAAUUCGACGGGUAUCGAUAUAAUCACCGACGACUCCGGCGUUAAACAGCCCAACAGCGAGAAUUGGACAGAAGGUAGCUCUUACAAGGAGGAGAGCCUUCUCGACCUACCCAAACUUGGGGCAAUCGGCUCUGAGCGACGAGUCUCCAACGCUGGUAUCAGCAGCAGUAAUAGUAGUAAUCAAACAGAAAAAGCUAUCGUUGAUGUCAAGAAAGAUGAAGAGAAUUUGAUUACGUUCGACCCCAUCGGUACCGAGCAGAAGGUUAGUUCAAGCAAAAUGGAAGAAGUACUUUCGACGGAUAACGGACUGUCCCAAUGCUGGGACUUUACUCUACUACUGAACGGCAUGCAGAUUCACAGCAAACUGGACGAGGAAGCGCUUGACGUAGACACAAAGGAAGUCACAAAAGUUGACGAUAAGCAAGUUCUCCAAACGCUGAAUACCGAACCUUCCAAUGAACCAAAGACAGAGGAUAAGUUAAAGAAGCCAUUAUCUCCUAGCGACAGUAGUAGUAGCAGCAUGGGUAGUCUUGAGCGAGUCGACAUGUCGCAAUUCGACAUAUGCAAUAAUCCGGAGGCUGCAGUGGUAGUUACACCUUCGGAAGUAACCGAAGAGAAACCAUCUUCCACCGGUGGUCUGGGUUCUAUACUGAGCUUCAUCAAGAACUCCUUCUUGAGCAACGAGAAGGACAAUCUGCAUAAGCAAGAGAAUGAUGACAAGGACAAGUCAAGCUCGACAGACAACCUGACAGCCAAGCUUAGAAACUCGUCCAUUAUAGACACAUCUUCAAAGCUCUCCUCGGUAACCCAUGACGCCACUGCUAAUACUCUGUCUUCAAAGUUAUUAGGCUCUAGUAGCAAUAGUGAUGAAAAUAAUUUAAAAUGCGAGGUUCAGGAAGGUUUGAUGUUAUCGGGAAUCGAGUCAGUACUCGAGCUCUCAGGGGAGAGUGACGAGUUCUUCGAGGCGCCGGACAGUCUACCGUCGAAACCAGCUGAACGCGUCGUCGAGGAACUGCUCGAGGCCAGCUCUGAUUUUCAACUUGUCGAGCAGUGCGACGAUUUAGUUACGCAAAUGAGAGGAAAUGACGAAAAUGACGGCAAUUUUGUGUCAGAGAAGAAUUUCACCGAGCAGAUCAAGAAUUUGCAAGUAAUUGCAAAAUUCGAAGAGGAGGAUAGCAAAGUAUUGAAAGAGCCGAUAGAUAGAGUGUUCGGCGGCAAGAACGUUUUCACAGGGAAAAUGCAGGACACAAGCGGCAGCAAUGCCUUGACACCAAAGCCCGACAACAGUAGCAGCCACGUUCUUUUUGACAACGUGGAUUUGAUCACCUGGCAAGAGGCUCCGUUUCCGUUGAACGAUGUUGCUGACUCGACGGUAAAACCAGAGGCUGACAGUACAAACAAAGUUGAAACAUGCGACAAAGAGACGUUCACAGAUUCGUACGACUUCAACGUCGCUUAUGUAGGCGGUACCGAUGACUACAAAGUUUUGAAAGCUUUCAACAGAAGCAUCAACGAGCCUGGUAGACACUCACCUGACGAGAGUCCAUCGCACCGUAAACUCCUGCUGCACAAGGGUACGAUGACUACUAAUACGAGCGUAUUACUCUUUGGCGAGCGUUUCUUUGAGCUUGAGAUCCAACCAGCAGAGGAAGGUAGCAGCAACGAUCGAGGCGAGGAGCUGGUCGAGCGCUAUCCUCAGCUACCUCGUGCCUUUGUCCUCGACGUCUACGAGAACUGCCAGCGUGACUUCAACUGGGCUUUGGAUUACUUGGAUAGUUUACAGCACGAUGAAGCGACCGUCAGCGCAGCCGUCGAACAGCAUAUCGCCGAGGCUGAGGCCGAGGCUGCUGGACUUUCUAUCGAACCUCGAACAAAUACCACCAGAGUGCCUGUUACAGUACCGGCAAGAACGUCGGAGUCCUCCUCGUCGUCGUCAUUGUCAUCCUCGCCCCAGAAGCAACAAAUCAUUAAAAAAGAAAAAAGCGCCUCGUCGCGAACCUCGUCGGACGCGCAGUUGGCCCUGAAACGUCAAUUCGAAGAUAAAUUCGUAUUAAGUGAGGAGAGUUAUAAACCGCAUACUUUGAAGGUCAAGAGUCGGAAGAAGCGGAAAUCAAAGGCCGCGAAGAAGACGGCGGUCAAGCAGGAGGAGGUAGUGAAAGAGAGUCCGCAACGGAAGCCGUCAAGAUUGGACCAUCCAGCGAUAGAGGAGGAGGUCGAUAACGAAGAGGAGGAAGAGGAGUACAGGAUGGAAGAUGAGCAAGAAGAGACGAUUGAGCUGAAGCUUGGAUAUGAUUUUAUACGUGUACUCGAGGAGAAAUUUGGUAGCGGUGGUACCGGUAAUGACAACUUUCGGCCGUACGAUGGUCUCUUUCCUGUCAUUCAGAUACGUAAAUCAAUGGCCCAGGAGCUGCAUGCGCUCUGGGUCGAAAGCAUGGAAAGUCAAUUGAGUUUCAUGCACAAACAGCUCGAUGCUAUGAUUGCCAGAGAUGCUGAGUACGCCAGGUCUUUAGAGCUAGAAGAAAUAGGAGCAAUGCCUGAACCAGAAAAUCCGAACCUCAAGGAGAUCAUGGACAUGGAGAUGGCUUUGGCGACGUUCAGCAACGAUCGCGUAAGUCCUAAAUAUCGCCAGCACAAGAAGCAAAAGUCCAAGAAGGAGUCUCUGGAGGAUAUGACCUCGCGCGUUACGGAGCGUACGCUGCAGGACAUGUUUCCGUUCUACGAGAGUGAAAUGCUGCACGAUAUUUACGAGGCACACGGACGUGAUUUUGACGAGACUGUACGUGUGAUAAAAGAAAACUGCUCGGGCAAGUCAACUAUCACCAUGGCUGAUGUGUUAAAGAAGCGUAAGACGCUUAUGGACGAGCUGCAAAAAGAGAGCAGAUACCAGACCUCAAGACAUAAUCAAUUAGAAAUCCAAGAAGGUCUUGACGAGGCUUGUGGUGGUGCUUUGGAAGAGGUGGAUGAAGAAGACUGUAUUACUUAUGACGAAGUAAUACAGAUUGGACAUAAGUCGCGCGAAGAGGCGAGGCGCCAAAUCGCGCUCAGGAAUUCGAAUUAUCAAAAGGCUAGCGAAGCUUAUCAGCGAAAGAACCCCGAAGUGGCUGCUUAUUAUGCCGACGUUGCCAAAUUACAUAUGAAGAGUAUUGAUCGAGCUAACGCAACGGCGGCAUCAGCAUUCUUGGCCGCACAAGCCUACGCUCAUGAGAACGAGGAUAUUCUGGAUCUUCACCACUUGCGAGUCGACGAGGCCUUGCGUGCCCUCGACAUCUUUCUCGAGCAUCAGCUGGAAAACAUGUCUAAAGGAGCGCGUAAAAGUAUCUUUAUCAUCACGGGUAGAGGCGCGCGAAGCAUUAACGGACAUAGCAGGCUUAAACCGGCCGUCUCUAACAAGCUUAAUCAAAAGUCUAUUAAUUUCAAGGAGGCGAAUCCUGGAAUGCUGAAGGUAUGCCUGCGCAAAAAAUAACCGAUGGAUCUCUCGGAUGGAAACGACAGAGCUUGACAUCUUUGACUUUGUGAUUGAUUUUAGGCCAAUGAGAUAUCUUUUAUAUUACAAAUCUUAAGCUUAUUUUACUUUAACUCAUCGAUGCUUUGAAUUUAGAAGAGCAUACGUAAAUCGGCAUGCUGCCGCAAUAGGGAACAGACAUGGUUUUGCUAUAUACAUAGAAAUACUUAUAUACAGUAGAAAAUAGCAUAAGAAUACGUUAUGCAUGAAAUUUUUGCUGAUUUAGUGCCUCUAGGCCCUAAUAUGAUUAAUUAAAAAUUCAUAUGUUUGAGUAGUUUUUAAAACGGCAGCUCUCCAAUAUGUCGGCUUAAAGGAUAAAGACCUAACCUAACGUACGGGCAUUUGAGUGCAUAAAUUCAGUCAUCAUGAAUCUAUUUUGAUUUUGCAGCAUUAUCUCUCAACUCUAUUAUGAUUUCGGAGAAAACAAUAAGGUAAUUUUAUGUAUUAAAAUUUACAUACGUUUAUACAUCUAUAUAUAAAUAUUCAACCUUCGCGCCGCCAUAUUGAUCACGUGAGCUGCCAAUCGUUUAAACGUAUUAUAUUAGCAAACUGAAUUUUUAAAACAACAAUAUUACUUAAAACAUAUUGCCGUAAAAAUCGUAGCUCUUGUACUUCUGUGUAAGAUUUAUUCUUAACUUUAUUUUAAAAAGGUUUUAAAAAUCAUGUCUGUUCCCUUAGAUAAUAUAUUUUUUGUUCAGUGUGAAAACUAUUGCAAUAUAAUUAAGUUUUUAUUUUAUCCGUAACAGCAGUUUUAGUUAUUUUUAUUAUGUGAAGGUUUAUUUUGCAUAGCGACAAGGAUACUUUCUUUGCCACUAGUAUCUGUAUAGGAUGAGCGAAAAAUCAAUGCGACAAUAUGAAAAAAUCAUUAUCUUGAAAUUUUCUACUGUAAACUAUUUUUUUUAUGACAGAAUAUAUAUGUGUGCGUUUAUAAAAAAGAA
Nasonia vitripennis (jewel wasp) is the source of this 6340-nucleotide messenger RNA. RefSeq lists its product as uncharacterized. The transcript has 16 exons. The coding region runs from base 519 to 5363 and encodes 1614 amino acids. The record is from RefSeq and is a predicted model, not a curated record. Lineage: Eukaryota; Metazoa; Arthropoda; Insecta; Hymenoptera; Pteromalidae.